Molecule: messenger RNA, 5100 nt
Organism: Penicillium taxi
Lineage: Eukaryota; Fungi; Ascomycota; Eurotiomycetes; Eurotiales; Aspergillaceae
Product: PT repeat family protein
Exons: 1
Coding region: 1-5100 (1699 amino acids)
Source: RefSeq, a predicted model, not a curated record
AUGUCUUCUAUCACCCCAAUUACAGUGGAUACACAGCCUACCCUCAACGGAGCUGAGUCAUUAGAACAAAGUGUCGAGUCACUGGAUUCAACUUCGGAGCCUUCUAAGAAAAAGAAGAAGAAGAAGAACAAGAAGAAGAAGUCCAAUACCUCAUUGAAUAGCACAGAAGAAAACACCGAGCAAGCUACAGAGGAAGCCACACAAGAUGUCGAAGACACCACUGAGGCUGCUGAACAACAGCCUCUCUCUGAGCAGUCUGUGAAGGAGCCCGUGACUGAAGAGGUUCCUGAAUCUGUCGAAAUUGCACCAGAGACUCUUAAAGCCGUCUCUUUCGUCGAGGAGGUUGAGGAGCACACAGUCGAGCCCGUUGAGCUCACAGUUGAAGACGUCAAGUCCGAAGAAAAGGUUGAGGAAUCGACCCCGGAAAGCACCAACGAAGAAACAGCUGCAGAGACUACAACUGAGGUCGAAUCUACCGAAGAAUCCGUGAUUGAGGAACCUACAGUCACAGAGUCCCAACUUGAGGAGACCCCUGAGACCGUCGACGAGGCUACCCCCGAGCUUUCUGUGGAGGAAUCUACUCUUCUAGAGCCCACCAUUGAGGCUGCUGUGGAGGAACCCGAGGUUGAGUCUAUCGAGGAGCCUAUUGUCGAGGAACCUACAGUCACAGAGUCUCAGCUUGAGGAGACCCCUGAGACCGUCGACGAGGCUACCCCCGAGCUUCCUGUGGAGGAAUCUACUACUACUACAGAGCCCACCCUCGAGACUGCCGAGGAGCCCGUUGUCGAAGCUUCUAAGCUUGAAGAGACUGUUCUGGAGUCUGCCACCGAAGCUCCCGUUGAGGAGACCAAGGCUGAGUUGGUUGAAGAGCCUGUCAUUGAAGAGGAGGCUGUGGAACCCUCUAAGGAAGUUGCCGAAGAGAUAGCCUCCGAAACACCGCCUUCUGAACAGCCUGAGGAAUCCGCUACCGAAGCCAUCGAGGAGAAGACCGAAAAGAUCACUCAGCUUGAGGAGGAGCCCCUAGUGGAAUCUUCCAAAGAUAUUGUUGAGGAGACUGUCCAGGAGGAACAACUCGCCGAAGCAGAGGUUGCCACUGAGGGAGUCGUCGUCGAUGAACAGCCUACUGUCGAAGAAUCUUCUGAGAAGAUCCCCUCGGAAGAAUUUGUGAUUGUCGAAGCUGAGUCUGAAUCCGAGCCUGCAACCGAGACUCCAGUUGCCGAACAGCCUACCACUGAGGCUGAGUUUCCCAUUUUCGAGACUCCUGCUGUGGUUGAGACACCGGCUGAGCCUACUUCUGAGGUCGAGACAACUGCUGAGGUUUCUGAAGUUGAGCACAAGGAAGUCGUUGAGGAAGUUGAGACCCCGGCCGCGGAGGAGAUCCCUACUGAGGUCGAGACUCCCUCUGAGGAGCUUGUUAUUGAGGCCGAGACGCCCGUCGUUGAAGAGCCUGUUGCUGAAGUGACUCCUGAAACCGAGAACAAAGCAGUUGUCGAGGAAUCUACUGAGCCCCCGGCUACCGAAGAAAUCUCCGUUGAGGAGCCUGUUGUUGAGGCUGCAACUCCGGUCCUUGAGGAGCCUACUUCUGAAGUCGAGAACAAGGAAGUUGUUGAGGAAGCCGUCGAGACUCCUAUUGAAGUGACUCUCGAAACUUCGUCCGAGGCCCCUGUUGAGAUCGAGCAGAAGGAGGUAGCACAAGAGCCUACCGAAGCUUCGCCUGUCGAGCCAGCCACUGAAGAGGUCGACUCGGAUGACAAGGAACAAGAGGUCGAGGCUAUUGCAGCUGCCGUUGGCGUUGCUGCUGGAGCCGCUAUCAUUGGAGCCGCUAUCGAAUCCGAGGAUGUUCCUGCCCAGGAGCCUGGAGUUUCUGCCUCUGAAGACAAGGAAAUCGCCACAGAGGAACCCGCUUCUGAAGAGCCUGUCGGGGAGCCUGUCACCGAAAAUAUCGAAGAGCCAAUUCCCGAGACUGUCGAAGAGCUUGUUUCUGAACCCGUCGUCGAAACUGCUGAGGAGUCCGUUGUCGAGGAGGAGCCCAUCACCGAGACUGUCGAAGAAACCAUCGGAGAGCCCAUCGUCGAGACUGUCGAGGAGCCCAUCGCUGAGACCAUCGAAGAGUCUGUCGAAGAGCCCAUUGUCGAGGAGACCAUCGAGAAGCCCAUCACCGAGGCUGUCGAAGAGCCCAUCACCGAGGCUGUCGAAGAGCCCGUCGCUGAGACUAUCGAAGAGCCCAUUGAUGAGACCGUCGAGGAGCCCAUCGAGGAGCCCAUCACCGAGACUGUCGAAGAGCCCAUCACUGAGACCGUCGAGGAGACUAUCGAGAAGCCCAUCACCGAGGCUGUCGAAGAGCCCAUCGCUGAGACUAUCGAAGAGCCCAUUGCUGAGACCGUCGAGGAGCCUAUUGUUGAGAAGUCCAUCGAAGAGCCCAUCGAGGAGUCUGUUGAGGAGCCCAUCACCGAGGCUGUCGAAGAACCCAUCGCCGAGACUGUCGAAGAGCCCAUCACUGAGACUAUCGAAGAGCCCAUCGAAGAGUCUGUUGAGGAGCCCAUCACCGAGGCUGUCGAAGAGCCCAUCGCCGAGACUGUCGAGGAGCCUACUGUUGAGAAGUCCAUCGAGGAGCCCAUCGCCGAGACUGUCGAAGAGCCCAUUGUCGAGGAGACCAUCGAGAAGCCCAUCACCGAGGCUGUCGAAGAGCCCAUCGCUGAGACUAUCGAAGAGCCCAUUGUCGAGGAGACCAUCGAAGAGUCUGUCGAAGAGCCCAUCGCUGAGACUGCCGAGGAGCCUAUUGUUGAGAAGUCCAUCGAAGAGCCCAUCGCCGAGACUGUCGAAGAGCCCAUUGUCGAGGAGACCAUCGAGAAGCCCAUCACCGAGGCUGUCGAAGAGCCCAUCGCUGAGACUAUCGAAGAGCCCAUUGCUGAGACCGUCGAGGAGACCAUCGAAGAGUCUGUCGAAGAGCCCAUCGCUGAGACUGCCGAGGAGCCUAUUGUUGAGAAGUCCAUCGAAGAGCCCAUCGCCGAGACUGUCGAAGAGCCCAUUGUCGAGGAGACCAUCGAGAAGCCCAUCACCGAGGCUGUCGAAGAGCCCAUCGCUGAGACUAUCGAAGAGCCCAUUGCUGAGACCGUCGAGGAGACCAUCGAAGAGUCUGUCGAAGAGCCCAUCGCUGAGACUGCCGAGGAGCCUAUUGUUGAGAAGUCCAUCGAAGAGCCCAUCGCCGAGACUGUCGAAGAGCCCAUUGUCGAGGAGACCAUCGAGAAGCCCAUCACCGAGGCUGUCGAAGAGCCCGUCGCUGAGACUAUCGAAGAGCCCAUUGCUGAGACCGUCGAGGAGCCCAUCGAGGAGCCCAUCACCGAGACUGUCGAAGAGCCCAUCACUGAGACCGUCGAGGAGACUAUCGAAGAGUCUGUUGUUGAGCCCAUCGCCGAGACUAUCGAGGAGCCCGUCACCGAGACUGUCGAAGAGCCCGCCGUUGAGACUAUCGAGGAGUCUGUUCCUGAGACUGUCGAGGAGCCUACUGUUGAGAAGUCCAUCGAGGAGCCCAUCGAGGAGCCCAUCACCGAGACUGUCGAAGAGCCCAUCGUCGAGACUAUCGAGGAGUCUGUUCCUGAGACUGUCGAGGAGCCUACUGUUGAGAAGUCCAUCGAGGAGCCCAUCGAGGAGCCCAUCACCGAGACUGUCGAAGAGCCCAUCGCUGAGACUAUCGAGGAGUCUGUUCCUGAGACUGUCGAGGAGCCUACUGUUGAGAAGUCCAUCGAGGAGCCCAUCGAGGAGCCCAUCGCCGAGACUGUCGAAGAGCCCGUCGUUGAGACUAUCGAGGAUUCUGUUCCUGAGACUGUCGAGGAGCCUACUGUUGAGAAGUCCAUCGAGGAGCCCAUCGCCGAGACUGUCGAGGAGCCCGUCGUUGAGACUAUCGAGGAUUCUGUUCCUGAGACUGCCGAGGAGACCAUCGUUGAGACUAUCGAGGAGCCCGUCACCGAGACUGUUGAAGAGCCCAUUGUCGAAGAGCUCAUCGCUGAGACUAUCGAAGAUCCCAUUGUCGAGGAAACUGUCGAGCCUACUGUUGAGAAGUCCAUCGAGGAGUCCAUCGAGGAGCCCAUCGCCAAGAUUGUCGAAGAGCCCGUCGUUGAGAUUAUCGAGGAGUCUGUCCCUGAGACUGUCGAGGAGACCAUCGAAGAGCCCGUCAUUGAGACUAUCGAGGAGUCUGUUGCUGAGCCCGUCGUUGAGGAGCCCGUCGUUGAGGAGCCCGUCGUUGAGGAGCCCGUCGUUGAGGAGCCCGUCGUCGAAGAGACUGUUGUGGAGGAGGCUGUUGUGGAGAAGCCUAUUGAGGAACCAGUUGUGGAAAAAUCAGUUGUGGAAGAACCAGUUGUGGAAGAGUCAGCUGUAGCCGUUGUUGAAAAGGAAGCACCAGUUGAACCUGCUGAACCUGAGAUCACUACCGAGACUGUGGAGCCCGUUCCUCAACCAGAGUGGCAGCUCAAGAAAGAUUCUCCGGAGCAUGAAUCUCUUGCUACCGAUAUUCUGGCUGCAGGCGCUGCUGCUGCUGCAGGUGUUGUCGCCGCUGUCGGUAUCUCGGCUGCACUGGACAAGGAUCUUCCUCACACUGAGAUAAAGAAUGUUAAAGACGAGCCAGAGACUCAGGCUCCGGUUGAAUCUCAGCCUGAAGAAAGUAAGCCUUUACUCUCCACUCAAUCGGCGCAAGCGUCAGUGCCGUCCUUCGAUGCUGAUUCGACUCUUGCAGCUCUCGCAAGCGAUGGUGAAGCCCUCUUGCAGCAGCUAAACAUGCCAUCUACCGACCAACUGACCGCCAUCCCCACUGGUGAACAAUCUACUGCUGACAAGAACAUUCCGGUUGAGUCCGUUGAAACCACCGAAACUACCACCGAAAUUACCACCGACAGUACUACCGAAACUACCACCGGCCUCAAGCCACCCGUAGCCAACGGUGAAAACGAAGAUGCUCGUCCCAGGAGCCAGAGUCGGUCAGUCGCAGCUGUUUCUACCAAUGGUGCAUCGAACUCUUGGCUCAAGGCGCUUUUGCGCACGAUCUUUGGGGGCUUCUUUGGUGCUGUCUUUUCACCUUUCCGCCGCGGCGGAAAGGCUGCCAAUUAA